Messenger RNA from Cuscuta epithymum, 1149 nucleotides. The record is from the annotation of a GenBank genome assembly. Lineage: Eukaryota; Viridiplantae; Streptophyta; Magnoliopsida; Solanales; Convolvulaceae.
UUAACAACCUAGACCUCAGCCCACCUGCCUGGAUACCCCGCCAGCCUCUUCAUGGCUGAUGAGAUAAGUAGAUCUCAUACACUAUUGAAUCACGUUCGUCGAUCUAAAACCGAAAGACGCAAAGUACCGAAGAUCUUCCAUCCGUUCAGUCGCGAAAUCUCCGGAUCGCAAAACGUACAGGAGCUGAGUUCAUUCACCAUCUUCCCUCUCUCUGCUCUCCACCAUUAACUGAAAGGCUUGGCAAAUCUUAGAAGAAAAGGUCGAGAAAUGUAUCUGAAAAUUCACGGUUUCACAUUAGUUCUAACCUUAGGGCUCUUCUUGGUCCGAAUCCACUCCCUUCGGUUCGAUCUUGAUUCGGGUCACACCAAAUGCAUAGCUGAAGAUAUGAAGAGUAACGCAAUGACUGUCGGCAAGUACCAUGUAGUUAACCCUAACGACGGAUACCCUUUGCCCGAUACACACAAAAUCAACCUACGGGUGACAUCAUCAUAUGGGAAUACCUAUCAUCAGGCAGACAAUGUGGGGGAAGGACAGUUUGCGUUUCAGACAGCAGAAGCGGGGGAUUACAUGGCCUGUUUUUCUGCCCAAGAUCAUAAGCCUCCCAUCCCACUUACUGUAGAUUUUGAUUGGAAGACUGGUAUUGCUGCUAGAGACUGGACCAGUGUUGUAAAGAAAGGCUCUGUUGAAGCAAUGGAAUUAGAACUAAAGAAAAUGCACGAAACUGUCCAAUCCAUCCAUGAUGAGAUGUUCUAUCUUCGCGAAAGAGAAGAAGAGAUGCAGGAGCUAAACAGAUCAACCCACUCCAAAAUGAAUCUGCUGUCCUUUUUGUCGGUUCUUGUUGCUUUGUCUGUGGCUGGGUUGCAAGUAUGGUAUUUGAAGACCUUCUUCGAAAAGAAGAAGCUUAUAUGAUGUCUUCUUUUUUUAUCCUGCCUCGGUUUGAUGUACUAAAUCAAUACACGGAAUGGAAAGGAAACAUGAUCUGUUCAAUAUUAAAUUAACUAUAUAUUUUUAUGUUGCUUCUGUAGAUCGAUACACUGAAAAGAAACAUGUUUUAUUCAAUAUUAAAUUAACUACUACGUAUAUUUUUUGUGUUGCUCCUCCAUGCCUUCCUUUGGUUAUUGGAAUGAUAAUUUCAGCAUCACCUCUCAA